AUGGGCGCGUGCAUGAGUUCAAGCAAUGAGGAGGUGGAUCAAAAGAAAAAGAGCCAGGCUAUCGAUAAGAUCCUCGAGGAAGACUCAAAACGCUUACGGAAAGAAUGCAAAAUCUUGCUAUUAGGUUCUGGAGAAAGCGGCAAGUCGACGAUUGUCAAACAGAUGAAAAUCAUUCAUCUUAAGGGUUACUCAGAAGACGAGCUGUUCAAUUAUCGGCCAACCGUUUUCAAAAACCUCAUCGAAUGCGCCAAAGCCGUUAUUAUGGCUAUGCAACAAUUUGAUAUCGAGCCGCAAAACGAGGAAAACAAGGCGCAUGCCGAAUUCCUGCUGGAAUACCAAGCCGAGUCUGGCCCCCAAGCACAGAUUGAUGCAAAAGUCGGAGUCGCAGUACAAGCUUUGUGGAACGACCCUGCGAAAGAUUUGUUGAUGGAGCAUCAGACCGAGUUCUACCUGAUGGACUCAGCAGAAUAUUUUUUUCAAGAAGCAAUGCGAAUAGUAGCACCCGAUUAUCUUCCCAACGAAAUGGACGUGCUCCGGGCACGAACGAAGACAACGGGUAUAUAUGAAACGAGAUUCCAGAUGGGCCAAUUAAGCAUACACAUGUUCGACGUAGGUGGCCAGCGAAGCGAAAGGAAGAAGUGGAUACACUGCUUUGAGAACGUUACAUCCAUUAUAUUCUGCGUUGCUCUGAGUGAAUACGACCAAGUUCUACUUGAGGAGAGUAGUCAAAAUCGAAUGAUGGAGAGUUUAUUGCUCUUCGACUCGGUGGUCAACUCAAGGUGGUUCAUGCGUACUAGCAUCAUCUUGUUCCUCAACAAGGUUGAUAUCUUCAAGCAAAAGCUGAGCCGGUCGCCACUGGGCAACUAUUUCCCGGACUACUCUGGCGGUAACGAUGUCAACAAAGCAGCCAAGUAUUUACUCUGGCGAUUUAAUCAGGUCAACCGGGCACAUCUGAACUUGUAUCCCCACUUGACACAAGCAACAGACACUUCAAACAUCCGACUUGUUUUCGCAGCAGUAAAGGAGACUAUCUUGAAUAACGCGCUUAAGGACUCUGGCAUUCUUUGA
Molecule: messenger RNA, 1068 nt
Organism: Fusarium coffeatum
Lineage: Eukaryota; Fungi; Ascomycota; Sordariomycetes; Hypocreales; Nectriaceae
Exons: 6
Coding region: 1-1068 (355 amino acids)
Biological process (GO): adenylate cyclase-activating G protein-coupled receptor signaling pathway
Cellular component (GO): heterotrimeric G-protein complex
Molecular function (GO): GTPase activity; G-protein beta/gamma-subunit complex binding; G protein-coupled receptor binding
Source: RefSeq, a predicted model, not a curated record